Messenger RNA from Fusarium poae, 3912 nucleotides. RefSeq lists its product as uncharacterized. Gene Ontology annotation, biological process: transmembrane transport. Gene Ontology annotation, cellular component: membrane. The coding region runs from base 1 to 3912 and encodes 1303 amino acids. The transcript is spliced from 4 exons. Gene Ontology annotation, molecular function: ATP binding; ABC-type transporter activity; ATP hydrolysis activity. The record is from RefSeq and is a predicted model, not a curated record. Lineage: Eukaryota; Fungi; Ascomycota; Sordariomycetes; Hypocreales; Nectriaceae.
AUGGCUAACCAUCAGGCUCGCCAGAGUGAAAGCAGCGAACGAACAGUGGUACCAGAACCGCAACUAACAAAGAAAAAAUCGAAUCUUACCAACUAUCUACGAGUUUUUACUUAUGCGACAAGAUGGGACCUUUGCGUGUAUGUUGUUGGCGCACUGGCGUCUAUUGGAGUCGGCGUGACGACGCCAUUGAUGAACGUCGUCCUGGGACAACUCGUUGGCGAUUUCAGCGACACAGUCCAAGAUCCAUAUAACAUGGACUUGGGCAGCUUCAAGUCAAUGCUGCAAAAACAGUCUUUGUACAUCGUUGGACUCUUCCUGGGCCGUUGGCUUCUAAACUCGAUCAACAAAUUCUGCUUCAGGAUGAUUGGAAUUCGUCUAUCAUCAGCGAUUCGCCAUCACUAUUUACGAUCACUAUUUGCUCAGUCUAUUCAUGUAAUCGACUCGAUGCCUCCAGGCGCUGCUGCAACUGCUAUCACUGCAACAUCUAAUACUUUACAAAUCGGAGUAUCGGAACGUCUGGGAACUUUCGUAACAUACGUGUCCACCAUCAUUGCCGCCAUAGCUGUUGCAUUUACUUGGAGCUGGAGUCUAACGGUAGUUUCAGCUUCAUUGCUUCUAUAUAUCGCUAUCAUCAUUGCUAUCGUUGUGCCGAUAUACCUCAAGGCAAAUGCUGCUACGCUCGAAGCAGAUGCACAAGGAACGGCCAUCGCAAGUGAAGCUCUGCAAGGGAUUCGGCUAGUCAAUGCAUGUGGCGCUCACGAGCGCAUCAUAUCUAGGUACAGUAAAUGGGUUGACAAGGCUAUGAAACGGUCGCAAAGGGUUGCUCCCAUUAUUGGCGCUCAGACGGGCUUAGUAUUCUUUGGCAUAUUCGGUGUAUUUGGCCUUGCAUUCUGGUACGGCACCAAUCAAUUUAUCCAUGGUGUCAUCGAGAAUGUGGGCGUAGUCAUUAUUGUGUUGACCUCGGUCAUGCUGAUACUAUUUGCCUUCUCAUACCUUGAACAGCCAAUCAUGGCCAUAAGUCAGGCUAUGGUUGCUUCCACUGAACUGUUCAAAGUAAUCGACGCCCCUUUGCCCCCGUCGGGUUCUCUCACUCCUGAUAUCACUUCGAAAGAUCUAAUAUUCGAGGAUGUAACCUUUGAGUAUCCAAGUCGGCCUGGAGCUCGAGUGUUGGACGGUCUUUCAUUCCGCAUUCAAGCGGGUCAGAAUACUGCACUUGUUGGCCCAUCUGGUUCUGGAAAGAGCACGAUUGUUGGUCUCUUAGAGAGAUGGUACUCUUUGAAGCAUUCUCAAGCCCUCCCGGAAGCAGCCACACUACCUUCCUCGAAGGAUGAUAGUCACGGCAAGACAAAACAUGAGCGAAGCACAUAUGAAGUACCCAUCAUAUCGCCGACUAACCUGACUGGUGGUUUGUCCGGAUCUAUCAGCAUUGGUGCUCACGACUUGGAUGACCUCGAUGCAAAGUGGUGGAGAGCACAGAUUGGGUUAGUUCAGCAGGAACCUUUUCUAUUUAACAGCUCCAUCUUUGAUAACGUGGCGAAUGGUCUUCUCGGUACCGAAUGGGAGAAUGAGUCCGAGGCUAAGAAAAGGGAAAUGGUUCAAGAUGCAUGCCAAGAAGCAUAUGCUCAUGAGUUCAUCUGCCGUCUACCAGAUGCGUACGACACACGCGUAGGAGACGGCGGCGCAAAACUGUCUGGAGGCCAGAAGCAACGUAUUGCUAUUGCCCGCAGUAUCGUCAAAAGGCCACAAAUCAUGAUUCUCGACGAAGCCACCUCUGCAAUUGAUGCAAAAAGCGAGAAAAUCGUUCAAGCAGCCCUCGAUCGAGCCACUAAAACACGUACAACUAUUACUAUUGCCCAUCGUCUUUCCACCAUACAGAAGGCAGACCAUAUUGUCGUGCUCAGCAAGGGUCGUGUUGUCGAGGAGGGCACACACAAGAGUCUUAUGGAGCACGAAGAUGGGGUGUACUACAGUUUGGUUCAGGCACAAUCACUUCGACUGUCAACAUCAACCACGGAUGACACAGAUCCUGACGUCCCAGCCACGACAUAUGUCGAGCUGAAGAGUGCUGCUGUCGAUAUUGAACAACCAUUGGAAAUUCACAAUAAUACCAAUAGUGGCCCUGAUACUGAGCCUGAGGUACUACGAACAUUAACCCAGUCUUUUAUAAAGCUGCUUCGUGGUCUUCGCUCACAGUGGCCCUCCUUUCUCCUUAUUGCGAUCGCAUCUAUCGGUGUUGGCGCAGCCACCCCGCUCCAAGCCUGGCUCUUCGCCAAAGCUGUUAUUGUCUUCGUCUCAUCUAGUGACGAUUUGAAGGAAGAGGGCGAUUUUUGGGCAUUCAUGUGGCUCGCGCUAGCAGGAGGUGUCGGUAUUGCUUACUUCUUUCAAUGUUGGACCAGCCUGAAUCUUCAAUAUUAUGUUGGCGCAACAACAAGACAAAGUUACCUCCGCGACAUGUUACAUCAAGAACUAAGUUUCUUUGACGACGACAGUCGCUCUUCAGGCGCUUUGAUUGGGCGCAUCGCGGGUGAUCCCAAGCAAGUGGAGGGGGUCUUCGGGAUGAACUUAGCUUCCGCAACUAGCAGCGUUUUCACUAUCGCCGGCUGUCUCAUCAUCUCACUCACAUUUGGGUGGAAGCUUGGUCUUGUAGGAUUAUGCGUCACAGUCCCUAUAAUGAUGGUGUCGGGGUUUUGGAAGUUUCGGCAUGAACUCCAGUUUGACCAAAUGAAUGCAGCUGUGUUCGCAGAGAGUUCGCAGUUUGCUUCAGAGGCUAUCGGAGCUAUGCGAACAGUAUCAUCACUUACCAUGGAAUCCGCUAUCAAUAACCGGUACAAGCAACUAUUAGACGGCCAUGUUGAAGCAGCGCGGAGAAAGGCUCAAUGGACUGCUGUUAUUUUCGGCUUUGCUGAGAGCGCUACACUUGGAUGCCAAGCACUUAUCCUCUGGUAUGGAGGUAGACUAAUCUCCAGUGGAGAAUAUAGCCUUGAGUCUUUUAUGGUCUCUUACAUGGCUAUCAUCAACGGCGUGGAAUACGCUGGCCAAAUACUAGGCGUAGCUCCGAGCGCUGCACAAGCCGCUGCUGCAGCAAACCGUAUCCUUGAUGUUCAAGACUCCAAUCGGUCCCCCCAAGAGGCAGCAAAGAGUGGCCCGACAGUGGAUGAUACGGAAGGCGGAGUAGAAAUUGAACUCCGCAAUGUUUCCUUCAAGUAUCCCACACGAAAUGUCUCUAUAUACAAUAACCUAGGCCUUACUAUCAAGAAGGGUCAGUACGCAGCUCUUGUCGGGCCAUCCGGGUGUGGGAAGACAACCAUAAUCUCUUUACUGGAACGGUUCUAUGACUUGGAGCCAAACCAUGGCGAGAUCCUCUGGAAUGGGACGAAUAUCAACGAUUUCGGCGUCUACCAGUAUCGGCAACAUUUGUCCCUUGUUUCUCAAGAACCCAUUCUCUUCCGAGGGACUAUAAGGGAUAAUAUUUUAUUUGGAGUGGCUGACCCGAACUCCGUCUCAGAGGAGAGAAUUCACGAGGUUUGCCGUGAUGUCUACAUUCACGAGGUUAUCGUCUCAUUUCCAGACGGGUACAACACCGAGGUCGGUGCCAUGUCCCUAUCUGGUGGUCAGAAGCAGCGCAUUGCUAUCGCCCGCGCCUUGAUUCGUGAUCCGAAACUUCUCCUGCUUGAUGAAGCCACCUCAGCAUUGGAUUCUGAGUCGGAGAAGAUUGUACAAUCAGCGUUUGAAAAAGCGCGAAAAGGAAGAACUAUGGUUGCUGUGGCACAUCGGCUUGCGACAAUACAAGAUGCUGAUAUCAUUUUCGUGUUUGAUCAAGGUAUGGUAGUGGAGAAAGGCACCCACAGCGAGCUUCUUCAAAAACGCGGUAUAUACUGGGAUAUGUGCCAGACCCAAGCUCUGGAUCAAUAA